UGAAACACAAGGUGGUGUUGUAGCUGCCCUUAAGUUGAGAAGAAGAAGAAAGAAAGACUGUUCUUUUCUCAGUUUCUCACAUUUCAUGGCGACUGAAGAGGUCAAGAAACCCCCAUCGCUUCCUCCCUAUCCUGAGAUGAUUCUCAAGGCAAUAGAAGAAUUGAAUGAGAGUAAUGGCUCAAACAGAUCCUCAAUAUCAAGAUUUAUUGAAUCAACUUAUGGAGAAUUGCCAGCAGGACACUCUGCGAUACUGUCUGAUCAUCUCAGCAAAAUGAAAGACAGCGGUGAGCUUGUUUUCUGGAAGAACAACUACACAAAGUCUGACCCAAAUGCGCCACCAAGACGGGGGCGUGGGAGGCCACCGAAACCCAAGGAUCCAGACCAGCCACAGGUUGCUAACUUGGGCACCGGAAGGCCCAGGGGACGCCCGCCUAAGGAUCCUAAUGCACCUCCAAGACCUCCCAAGGUUAAGUCGUCUCCAGGGAGUGGAAAGCCUAGAGGAAGGCCGAGGAAGAUGGCUCGGCCUACUGGAGGUUUAAGUGGCUCGACAACCCUAACAGAUUCAGAGACUGGGAAGCCGAGGGGUAGACCUCCUAAGGUGAAGGAUUCAUUUACUGAAGUGACCAUUCAGCAGUAGAUUUUAUAUUAGUGGUUCUGUUUUAGUGUUCUUAGUCUUUAUGAUCCUCAUUCUCUGCGUAGGGAUGCAAUUGCUGUGUUGUUAGUUAGUUGUGUCUGGUGUGAUCUUAACUGCUUGAACAAUCUGUAAUGAAGUUGUUGUUUCAGUUAUAUCCUAUAGGACAUGACUGCUAUCUUGAGUAUUUAUGUUAUGAUUGUCAUCUCUAAUGUUGUGCCGA
This is a messenger RNA of Argentina anserina (silverweed cinquefoil), 854 nucleotides long. RefSeq names its product HMG-Y-related protein A-like. The record is from RefSeq and is a predicted model, not a curated record. Gene Ontology annotation, biological process: nucleosome assembly; chromosome condensation; negative regulation of DNA recombination. Gene Ontology annotation, cellular component: nucleus; nucleolus; chromatin. Gene Ontology annotation, molecular function: nucleosomal DNA binding; double-stranded DNA binding. The transcript has 2 exons. Bases 86 to 637 code for a protein of 183 amino acids. NCBI's taxonomy places the organism in Eukaryota, Viridiplantae, Streptophyta, Magnoliopsida, Rosales, Rosaceae.